AUGUUACUUUCUGCUAUAACAGCCAAUCUCCUUGGUGUAUUGUCAUUAGGAGUAAACCUAGCUGAAGCAAUCAACUUGAAAAAUCUUGAACCUAGCUCAACACUUGCACGUCGACGGAUCGGUGUUAUAAACAAUUUCCCAACAGUUGACGGUUGUGGAGAGCCCUGCGGUCAAUUACUCUAUAAUAUCUCUAAAGCAUUCUUCGUGAUGGCACCGACGUGUGCUGCACUGCAUCAGGCUGAUCUGCUGCUUGAUGUAUCGACAGAUCCAAGGAUCAAGGAUGAAAAGACCAAAGAGCAACUGGUAACACUUGCAAAGGCUUUAGUCUCAGGUGAAAAAAACACAGCAGAUGAUUGGACAAAGUCUCCAUCUUUAAAAUUGAAUUCUUUGUAUUGUCGUGAAGUUCCAAGGCAUCCAAUCUUGAACGGUUUACACUUCAAGCAAGCUCCGGGUAAUGAUCCGAAUUUAUUCUUCAACCCUGACGGUAAGAAGACAAUCAAAUUGGAUGAUAUUCCUGAAACUAGACCCUUAGAAUUCAAGGAUGGUAAACCCGUUGGUCCAGUUUCAGGAACAUCAUCUGAUAAAACCGUGAAGGGGACUAAAUCAUAG
This is a messenger RNA of Melampsora larici-populina 98AG31, 609 nucleotides long. RefSeq lists its product as uncharacterized. The record is from RefSeq and is a predicted model, not a curated record. Lineage: Eukaryota; Fungi; Basidiomycota; Pucciniomycetes; Pucciniales; Melampsoraceae. The transcript is spliced from 5 exons. Bases 1 to 609 code for a protein of 202 amino acids.